This is a messenger RNA of Lactuca virosa, 2807 nucleotides long. The record is from the annotation of a GenBank genome assembly. Lineage: Eukaryota; Viridiplantae; Streptophyta; Magnoliopsida; Asterales; Asteraceae.
UCUUCUGCUUCCCCUCCCUCUUUUAACUCUCAAACCAACAUAAUGGGUUAGCAAUCAUACUCUCUCUCAAUUUCCUCCUAAAUUUUCUUCUUUCAUAAACUUCAAUCCUUUUUUUUUCUUGUUUGGUAUCAUCAAAAACCAUGUCUUUUCAUUUUCUUCUUGCCUUUCUUGAUUUUUUACCCGUGAUUUGACUUCAUUUCCCAAUUUUCUUGGCCCCUUCAAGAUCAAGAAUCACUUGAUUGUUCUUAUCUCAAAAACCCAUCUAUUCCGUUCGUUCAUCUUUUUUGGGUUCAAGAAUCACUGGGGUAUAAUUGCUAAGAACUGAAGUUGGGUUUGUGAUGGAGAUUGAUCUGAAUCAUGCAGUGAGUGGUCAAAAUGCUGAAUCUUUCGGAAAUGGAGGGGUUUCAUCACUGUCAACUUCAUCAAACUCCUCAAAUUCUUCCUUAAAGUCCCCGAAUUCAAACCCGUCGUCUUCAGUUUACAUGGAACUUUGGCAUGCUUGUGCUGGCCCUCUCACCUCUCUCCCCAAUAAAGGAAAUGUGGUUGUUUACUUCCCUCAAGGUCACUUGGAACAAAUUGCCUCACACUCAUCGACUCACUUUUCACCCAUUGAAGUUCCUUCUUUAGGCCUUCCUCCUCAGAUCUUUUGCAAAAUUGUUGAUGUUCAAUUGCUUGCAAACAAGGACAAUGAUGAGGUCUACACAAAGCUCGCUCUUUUGCCUCUACCAGAGGGAAAUUUGCAAGGAGAGGAGGAUCAGGAGGAGGGUGGUGGGGUAACACCCACAAGAUCAACCCCUCAAAUGUUCUGCAAAACACUCACUGCUUCUGAUACAUCCACUCAUGGUGGAUUUUCUGUCCCUCGAAGAGCUGCUGAAGAUUGUUUUCCGCCUCUGGAUUAUAAGCAGCAGAGGCCAAGCCAAGAACUAGUUGCUAAGGAUCUCCAUGGCGUCGAAUGGAAAUUUAGGCACAUCUAUCGAGGCCAACCAAGGCGACAUUUGCUUACCACAGGUUGGAGCAUCUUUGUAAGCCAAAAGAAUCUUGUUUCCGGUGAUGCAGUUCUCUUUCUUAGGGGUGAAGGAGGAGAGUUGAGGUUGGGAACUCGAAGAGCUACUAGACCAAAAAACAUUCUUCCUGAUAUCACCAUGAGCAACUUGAAUUCUUAUAGCGACACUCUUGCUUCUGUCGCUAAAGCUGUGUCCACCAACAGCAUCUUCCAUGUUUUCUACAGUCCAAGGUCUAGUCGAGCGGAUUUUGUUGUUCCUUACACAAAUUACAUGAAAUCAGUGAGUAAUAUGAUUUCAAUUGGUGCAAGAUUCAAAAUGAAGUUCUGUAUGGAUGAGUCUCCUGAAAGAAGGUUCAGUGGAGUUGUGACUGGUGUAGGUGAUCUGGAUCCUUACAAAUGGAACAACUCAAAAUGGAGAUGCCUUAUGGUGAGGUGGGAUGAAGAUAUUGGAAAUGAUCAUCAAGAACGAAUAUCUCCAUGGGAGAUUGAUCUUUCUGGUGGUGGUUUCCCUUUGUUAAACAUUCAAUCAUCACCAAGACACAAAAAACUGCGUGCAGGUUUGCAUGCAACUCCUUCUGGACACCCUGCAACUGCAUGUGGUGGAUAUGUAGACUUUGAGGAAUCGAUAAGAUCCUCUAAGGUCUUGCAAGGUCAAGAAAAUAUAGGUCCGAUGUCACCUCUAUAUGGGCGUGAUAAAAUGAACAACUCGUUGAGCUUCGGGGUACAACCCUCGAUGCAUCCGAGUUUCCCUCCAAAUGGGAUGAUGAUGAUGGGGAGAUCAAGUACAAAUUUUGUUAGUGAACUAAUGAGGACACAUCAUCAACCACUCUCAACCACCCCUUACUCGGGCUUUCUGGGAUCCGACAGCACUACAAGAUUCCCGAAGGUCUUGCAAGGUCAAGAAAUUUGCUCGUUGAGAUCAUUGAAUGGUAAAAUACCACCCAACAUCGGUUCGUGGGGCCUACCACGAACCCAUGUUGGGAACAAUGUUCUCAACAUGAACCAAAGUUUCUACCCACUUGGUUCUGAAGGUGGUAGAAACUUUGGUUUCCCAAUUGGUGAUGUUUAUGAGCUUCCAAAUGAGAAAACCGAACAACCUAAUUCAAGCAGUGAGAAAGAUGAUGGUGCUUCAGAUAGCAUAGAAAGCAGCUGUAAACUCUUUGGAUUUCCCUUGAAUGAACCUCCCACAUUGCUAGAUGCUAAAAGUUUGAACAAGAGGAGUUGUACCAAGGUUCACAAACAAGGAAACAAAGUUGGAAGAGCUGUUGAUCUGUCUAAAAUGUUGAGUUAUCGUGAGUUGUUCAUGGAGCUAGAAGCUUUGUUUAACAUGGAAGGUGUUUUCAGUAAUCCAGAUGGUGGAUGGAGACUACUUUAUACUGAUGAAGAGAAUGACAUGAUGGUUGUUGGAGAUGAUCCAUGGGAUGAGUUUGCAAGGAUGGCUACAAAGAUACAUAUAUACACUGCUGAAGAAGUUGAAAAGUUGAUGAGCAGUGGGGUGAUUAGUGACAACACAAGCUGUUUGGAGGAAGCGCCAGGUGUCGUUGAUACGGCUAAGUCUUCGUCAGUCGGGCAGCCCGAUUAGUCAGUCGGGCAGCAGGGAUUAAUGACCGGAUUAUAGAACUGUUGCAUGGUUGUUUUGUAGUAGUAUGGUUGUUGUUUAUGUAUGUGUUUUGUGUUAGGCCAAGAGAACUAUGGAACCUUUGUUUCUAAAAGCAAGUUUUAGGUACUUGCUAGAUUUGGAUGCUGCAUCUACAUGCAGCAGUAUGUAAGCAAAUAAGUUGCAUACUUUGGUUUGUGUGAUGCU